Messenger RNA from Elephantulus edwardii (Cape elephant shrew), 930 nucleotides. RefSeq names its product olfactory receptor 2G6-like. The record is from RefSeq and is a predicted model, not a curated record. NCBI's taxonomy places the organism in Eukaryota, Metazoa, Chordata, Mammalia, Macroscelidea, Macroscelididae. Bases 1 to 930 code for a protein of 309 amino acids. Gene Ontology annotation, cellular component: membrane. Gene Ontology annotation, molecular function: G protein-coupled receptor activity; olfactory receptor activity. The transcript has a single exon. Gene Ontology annotation, biological process: G protein-coupled receptor signaling pathway.
AUGGCAACAAAUGGCAGCUCCUGGGGAAACUUCCUUUUAAUUGGCUUCUCAGAAGAUCCAAAGGCUGAGUUCAUCCUUUCUCUGGUGAUCGCUGGUUUCUACACCAUGACACUCACUGGCAACACAGCUAUCAUCUUGAUCUCCCUUCUGGACAGUCGACUUCACACCCCCAUGUAUUUCUUUCUUCGAAACUUGUCAUUUCUGGACAUUGGCUUCACGACCUGCAUUGUCCCUCAGAUGCUGGUGAACAUGUGGAGUGGUGAGAAGACGAUCACAUACAUAGGCUGCAUGGUUCAAUUUUCAGUGGCCUUGGCUCUUGGCUCCACAGAGUGUGUGCUGCUUGCCGUCAUGGCUAUUGAUCGCUACGUUGCUGUCUUGUGGCCUUUGCGUUAUGCUACAAUCAUGAACCAACAAAUAUGCCGCAUUCUGGCUGCUGUUUCCUGGAUCUCUGGAUUUGCCAACUCUCUCCUUCAGUCAUCACUAGCCAUUGUUUUGCCUCUAUGUGGUCAUCGUCAAGUGGACCAUUUUCAUUGUGAGAUCCUGAUCAUUAUCAAGCUGUCUUGUGUGGAUACGGGUCCAACUGAAUCGAAAAUGUUAAUUGGACGCCUGAUCAUUCUUGCCAUCCCAGUGUCUAUCAUCCUUACCUCCUAUGCCUGUAUCGCCAGAACUGUGGUGAAGAUGCAAUCUGCUGAAGGACGAAAGAAGGCUUUUGGGACAUGUGCCUCCCACUUGACGGUGGUCACAGUGUUUUUUGGAACAAUUAUGUUCAUGUAUCUUCAGCCUAAAAAUAAUUACUCUCAAAAUCAGGGGAAAAUCCUGGCACUUAUUUAUACUGUUAUUGCUCCUACUAUGAAUCCACUCAUCUAUACACUGAGGAACAAAGAUGUAAAAAGGGCAAUGAGAAAAGUUAUCUGGAAGGAUGUAGUUUAA